Molecule: messenger RNA, 1037 nt
Organism: Tarenaya hassleriana
Lineage: Eukaryota; Viridiplantae; Streptophyta; Magnoliopsida; Brassicales; Cleomaceae
Exons: 5
Coding region: 1-345 (114 amino acids)
Source: RefSeq, a predicted model, not a curated record
AUGGGAUCUCGCUGCCAAGUGAACGGUCAACUUUCAAAAGCCAUUGUUCGAGAAUUCCAUGCCGUGGCUUCUUCAUCAUCCGUUCCAAAAUUCAGUCAAACCCUAACCCAUAUUUCUAUUUCCCAAUUUCUCUCCCCGUGUUCUGUUUCGAGGUUAAAGCACCGAUCCUUGCCCAUUUCGAGAAUCUACUCUGCUCCUCUCGUAACGCAACGAGCUCGCUCUAAAACCGUCGUUUUAGCUGUCCAGUCCAAUUUCCUGAAAGUUCUUAGAACAGCAUGGAACAUUGGAAGAGAUGGAGUUGAAGCCGGAACCAAACUUAUACCUGUAGGUUCAGUUCUUGUCUGAAAUCUGUACAGUUGCCAAACCGAGAUUAGGGUUUGACUUGACUCGAGUGCCUGUUUACCAUUGCGGCUCAAGGAAUCUGUACCGAUACCCGUGACCAGAGUUUCAGUUACAGUUUUUGCGUUGGUGGUUCCAUUGUUUGCUCUCAAGUCAUUCCUAUCAACAGCUAUCUUUGUGUCGGGUACAACGGGCUUUGCAUACUUCUUAUCCAUGGCCCGAAACAAAGGACAAGCUCCUAGACGUGAGGAGGAAGUAGUUCUGGUUUCGAGCUCACGAAAGAUCCACUAGAAGAAGCCAGGAAUAUCACGAAGAAGUACAACUUAAGCAUCAACCGGUUUUGGGAUUGGUACGGUACGGUCACUGUUCAAUACUGCAAUCAAACCGGUUUAGCUUACCAUAUGGGGAGAUGAUUCAAGAUUAGUAAUCAUUCCACAAGCCGCUGCUACAAAGGCAAUGAAGUGGUGGGUCAAAGAAUAUAUGUUAAUGGGAGCAAAAUAAAAAGGUAAAAAGAUGGAAUCAAUGAAGUGGGGUGAAAAAUCAUGAAGGGUUUGCAUGAAAUUGAAAUCAUGGGUUCAAUUUUAAUUCGAAUUUUGUGACAGGAACAUGGCGUGGGUUCGAAAUAGUUGCAUGUGUUGAUAAAGAUGUGACAUUGUUCCUCAUAUCUCAAUCAAUCAUUCAAAGAUUCUGAUGUUUUU